Hypomesus transpacificus is the source of this 1083-nucleotide messenger RNA. It is a transcript of the gene fgf2, whose product is annotated as fibroblast growth factor 2. Gene Ontology annotation, cellular component: cytoplasm. The record is from RefSeq and is a predicted model, not a curated record. Gene Ontology annotation, biological process: positive regulation of protein phosphorylation; positive regulation of gene expression; animal organ morphogenesis. NCBI's taxonomy places the organism in Eukaryota, Metazoa, Chordata, Actinopteri, Osmeriformes, Osmeridae. Gene Ontology annotation, molecular function: growth factor activity; fibroblast growth factor receptor binding. The transcript is spliced from 3 exons. Bases 437 to 904 code for a protein of 155 amino acids.
AGAGAAAAGAGAGAGAGUGUUCGGAGGGCGCAUGCGAACUGAGGCCCACGGGGGAAGCCUCCACAGAUCCUAUCCAGCUGUAAAUAUUUCAAGAGGGGAAGGAGAGAAGGAUAAAGGGAGAAACGCACACUGGCGGUGUGUCUCCUAUACCUCUCUUCACAAAAGGCUGAGCAGCCAGGGAGCUUCAGACUCUGGGCAUCUUGAGUUUCCUGGAUCCCACGACACUGGGCUUCCUAGUUGCUCCGGGGGAACAGAAGGUAUGCUGGUGGAGAAGGGGGGGUUUGAGCCACACUGCCCGACCCUGGGGUUAAGCGGAAUCAGGCUCGGGGAGCUGUGAACACGAGGAGGAGGGAGAGACCGCUAGUGGGAGACCAGCCGAGCUCCUGCUUCGAAUCUGGCCAGCGGGAGAGGGAGAGAGAGAGAGAGAGAGGAGGACAUGGCCACGGGCGAGAUCACCACACUUCCUUCCACUCCUGAUGACGGCGGUAGCAGUGGCUUUCCCCCAGGAAACUUUAAAGAUCCCAAGAGGCUGUACUGUAAAAACGGAGGCUACUUCUUGAGGAUUAACUCUGACGGGAGGGUGGAUGGUAUCCGGGAGAAGAACGACCCCCACAUCAAGCUUCAACUCCAGGCGAUAUCAGUGGGGGAGGUGGUGAUCAAAGGAGUCUCAGCCAACCGCUACCUGGCCAUGAACUCGUCCGGGAGACUGUUCGGAGCCAGACGUCCUACGGAUGAGUGCUACUUCACCGAGAGGCUUGAGAGCAACAACUAUAACACCUAUCGCUCCAGGAAGUACCCCGAGAUGUACGUGGCCUUGAACCGCAACGGACAGUUUAAGUCAGGAUCCAAAACCAGCCCUGGACAGAAAGCAAUCCUCUUCCUCCCCAUGUCUGCCAAGUUCUGAUCCCAGGAGUCAUCGCAGGGAGCGUUAAAGAAGGUUUGCGCUGGAACGACUGUGACUAUACCCUCAUCCGUCGUGAUAGAUGUCUUUAGAAAUCAUCACCGAAACAGUACAUAAUGUGAGUUUAACGAUGGCUGCUUUAUUGAAUCUGAGUUUGUUUUUUGUUUUUUUCCUUUAUAUUU